Messenger RNA from Topomyia yanbarensis, 8724 nucleotides. RefSeq lists its product as uncharacterized. The transcript has 10 exons. Gene Ontology annotation, biological process: chemical synaptic transmission. Gene Ontology annotation, cellular component: dendritic spine; cytoplasm; plasma membrane. The coding region runs from base 575 to 6367 and encodes 1930 amino acids. Lineage: Eukaryota; Metazoa; Arthropoda; Insecta; Diptera; Culicidae. The record is from RefSeq and is a predicted model, not a curated record. Gene Ontology annotation, molecular function: protein binding.
UGUUGAACCAGUUGUGCGCCAGAAAGAGAACAAGUGAGAUCAGCAGCAGCAGCAGUAGUAGCAGAGACUUGCUGCAUGCUUAAUAAAAAGUUCAAAUAUCGAUUUUUCAAUUCCGUAUCCUGAUUCCUAGCGUUUUUUUCUCGAUCGGUUAACGUGUGUACUUAAUCGUUCAUCUUACAGAUUGGAUUGUUAAUAGUGGUUCUCGCUAAAGAACUUGCCUGAACUGGGAAAAUUGUGAAACAUAGUGUCGUUAUAGUGAACGGAGCCCCAAAGCUGUGCAACAGAAGCAGUCUAUGGCCAUUUGAGCUAGACGGAUAUCUGGUGAAGUGAUUCGAUGAAUAAUUCCGUAGUCCCUAGUGAUUAGAGAUUAAAUGACAGAUAUCAAUAAGAUUAAAAGUGAUACGAAAGCAAAUCAAAACCCCCAAUAAAGGGUCCGUCUGGUGAAAAUGAUGAAAGGUGUAAUGGUGGAUUUCGAACAGUCUAACUUUGCACAGUCGACGGAAUUGCGAAGAAAAAUCCGAAUUCAAUAUCCGGAGAAGUGAUUUCUCUUUCAUCCCUUCCUUUGCACAAUAAAAUGGUCAGUUCAACCAUCACGCUAGACAAGAAAUCAUCGUCAUCAUCCUCAUCAUCAGCAGCUACGGCUACAGCACAAGCUUCCGUCGAGCAGAGCAGCAAUAGUAUCAUAUCCAUACCACUGAACGCCAACACAAGCACCAACGGCACUUCCAGUGGCGCCAGUGACUCCACAUCGGUAUCGGCAUUGAAUCUAAGUGAACAAAAAAUUUCGAUUCUUUUCCCGAAAUGCAAACCCAGGAGCGCUGAGCACUAUCAAAUGAAUUCUGCUAGUACCGCCAGUGCUCUUAACAAUAACACAAAUACUAGUAUGAGCACAAUAACGAACAACAGUAAGUCAGAUAUCACAAGCACAUCGUCCUCGCUAACCACGCCUACUUCGCUAACAUCAUCGUCUUACGCAUACAACACAAAAUCGCACGGAAUGGAGUCCAACUCGUUCCGGACUUCUUCUAGCAAUAAUACGGCGGGAGUGGGAUAUGAUCUACUAAGUGGAAAAUCGGACAUAAGCUCUCGAAUGAACAACAAUCACUAUGAAGGCAAUAGCCGCAUCUCAAGUAGACACACCGGCUCUGUUGACAAAUACAAUUUCUACUACAACAAUCAACCUCCGCCAUUAUCAACGUCCCCAACGGAGAACAAUGCCAAUACUGGCAGCUGCAGUAGUCAGUUUCUUCCGUCGGACGACGAAGAUGGAGAGGACGAUCCACGGAAGGGCAGUUAUCAACGCCACAGCUACUACGGUGGACGUCAAUCACACUACUACAAUCUUCCGAAGCAAGAUCCCGGCACGCCGAGUAGUUCAUCCCGCUACCACUGGGAUUUGUCACCAAGCAGUACGCUACCCUACUCGGCACCUAUAACAUCUUCUUCGACCACGAAACGUUCAGCGCUAAAACCGUCCUACACGCAAGUUCUGCAAUCUCCCCUAGAAGAUGAAAGUGACGUCGAGGACCGACUGAAGUAUUUCAACUAUCAGAACGAGAUGCACAAUAGUAGAAUAAAUGCGAUAAAAGCUAGUCUCACCGAGAAACCCAGCCAUGCAAGCGGAAUCUACUGCAAUUACAAGACUAACGAAAUGAUCGUGUUCAACGAUAUCGAUGACGAUCGACGGGGUGUUCAUCAGCAGCAACAGCACGACACUUCAGCCGGAGCGGGACUUCGUGUGGCUGCCGCUGCUGAUGAUCCUGACGGUGGCACAACCUUCCAUCGGGCUCAUCCGGACAGUAGUGGUGGCAAUAGCAGUGGAAGCAAUAGUAGCAAUAACCUUACCAGCAAGUACUUCGAAAGUGGUUCACAGAAGCAGGCCGAUGGAAUGACCGGCUCUGGAUCGAAUAUCAUGGAGUACGAAGGAUCCCCGCGUCGCUUCGGUUUGAGCCUGAACGAGGACAGCCCGUCGUACUACAUCUCGUCGAAUUUCAAGCUCAACUUGACUUCCCCAUCGCUACUAACACCGCCACGGCCAGGCUUCCCGCAGCGAGUGAUACCGCCGGCAGCAAACAAUAACACAAGCAGUACUACAAGUGCGGAAACAACUUCCACGUCAAUGAGUAAUACCAAUAGCACCGCUCACCAGUAUCACCCGACGCGGUCACCAACGUUGCUUGAGCAGGUCAGUUCCGGGCUCACCAGUUCGGUGACUUUCGACGCCAAUGCAUUCCUAAGUGAGUUCGAUGCCAAACGGGCCGCCAUCCGUGCAAGCGCAAUAGACGUGGCCAGUAGUGUGCCCUCGGUGGCCGCAACUUCAGGUUCCGAGAUAAACAAACUGAACGUGAUACGGCUGGAGAGUGACUACGGUGGUAAUAAGGAGGUGGAACAUACGGCAGAUGUGCCCACCAAACGGUCUACGCCAGAUAUUAAACCGAUGCUGGGACUAACCUGCACCACGGCUGACGAUAAUCCUACGCUGGGAGCGGGCUCAUUCACCACACCCAUCACUGCCUCGUCUACGUUCGACUAUCUGUAUGAGUUUUCCGAAACGCGAAAAGUGCUGGAGGAGUUUUUCAAGUGCCCCACCACCGAGGAUGUGGAAAAGGCAUUCGAGAAGUUUAGCGACUACAACGAGAGUGGAGAUGACGUCGAGAGUCUGGACAUCCACUACGAAUACCCGGCUGACUUGGAUAGCAAAUCACUGGAAACGACCUACAUCGGUGGAGCCGGUACGGAACAGCAGCAGAAGCAAAUAUUGGCAACGACGCCGACCAGUGUUGUUGGCGCUGGCAGUAGACAGCAGCGCGACCAAACGAUUUCACCUGCUGCACCAGCUUGCAAAUCACCAAUCAAUAACAAUAACAGCGAAGACGAACAAGAAGAGGUCGCUGACGAGGAAGAGGCAGAUUACGGUGAAGAGGAUGGUGAUGAAGAUGAGGAGGAAGACGAUGACGAUUUGGGGGUCGGAAACAAUCUGAAAUAUAUGAUCAAUGUGAAUAGCAAGCCAAGGAUCAAAAAUGGGUACAGUAGCUUCAGGAAGAAAAAGCAAGAGAAGAAGCUUGCAGUAGGCACUAAUGCGUCACCAGAACAUUUUCCUGGCGGUGGAGCAAAUAAUAAUGAAAAUGAUGGUGAGGAUGAGGAGGAAGUUGACAUUUAUAGUGCGAAUCAGCAUCAUCGUAGCUACCAACACCACCAGCAACAACAACAACAACAGCAACAACGAUUACAGCAACAACCUCAGGAACAACAGCAAACACGACAUCACGCUCUUCUGCAACAACAGCAGUAUUCAGGACAGUAUCAGGAUCACGAACGACACUUUAGUCUGUACUUGGAUCCGGGAAGUCGUGCUAGUAGUUGUGAUGUUAUUAACGAGACUAGCAUCGACACCGCACAGUUCAUUCCAAAUGGAAACGGGAAAAAGCCUAAGGAAAGCGGUAGCAGCAACGGAAAGAAACCGUUGACUCGUCGACACAGUAAAAAUUUCAACUAUUCGCCGGAUACGACCGACUACGAGAGUAACUGCGGAGAUUAUGAUAGCGAAAUUUCGCUCAAGUAUGGUAGUGAGCUGUGUAUGAUGGCUAAUGGAGGCAGCGGAAUGAUUUGCGAUGACUUGAAUAACGGUGUAAUAACAACGUCCGCUGGCGGUAACUCUUCGGCGACGCUCAACGACGGCAGUAACAACGUUCAGGCGUCCAUGGGAGGAGGCGUUGGCAAUUACUGCCGAUACUAUACUAGCAUGCCGGUCCUGGAGGAUGGUCUAUCCAGUGGUCACGUUUCGGAUACGGAAAAUAAUAACCCUGUUGCGCUGCCGACACCGGAUUUGAUAAACAGCAGUCAAAAGCUGCAACAGAUGCCCAAUUCGUACAACCUGCUGGCAUCGCCGACGAAUCACACGAUGAAGUCGACGAACUCCUCGCCGGUGAUAGCGAACCACAACAAUAACCUGGACAGUCUGUACGGGUGUAAUGGGAUGCGAUUGAACGGGACACCGGGAGGACUUAACUCGAGUAAUCUGCAGAACAAUAAGAUCUUUAAGAACCGUGACCCGGAACUGGAGUCUUUGUAUACUAUCAAUACCAUCCAAUCGACACCACCUCCGCCAGCACCUGCACCGCAUCGAAAGUCCUCGAUAGAUUGCGAUUCACAGUCAACUCUCCAACAAAUGCAUGCAAGCCAUCAGAGCGUGUCGGACGUACAGGCAGCCCUCAAGGACAUACGAACCUGUCUGCAGCGCACUAAAGUUUUGGCAUCCCCAACGCAACCUCAACAAAACUAUCAAUCUUUAACACAGCAACAAACACAACAACAAUCCGUCGCUAAAAAUUACGACAAACACUCCAUGGCAGCGGCAGAUAAGCUAGAGUCGCCGGUUCCAUCCAUUUCCCCCGUGUGGAUUCCCCGUCCGCGAGACAAUAAGCUAGUUGCACUUUCCCCCACAAUCGUCAACAAUUCCGCAGUUGGACUACUUCUACCAACGACGCCAACCGCAGGUGGACCAAUCGAACGCUCUACCAACUCGGCAGCCGAGAAAGAGUCUCUACUGCAUGGAACUAGUGCAAAGAAUCUAAGUGCUCUUGAUGACGACGAAGAUCCGGAUACGGAUUUAGAGACUGACCGACUGCUAGGUCACCAACGUUUGGAUGACCAAGGCUUCUACGACGAUAACAGUAAGAGUUGGGCCGAUCGCAGAGCACGUUCUCUAUUGCACAAACUAUCCCCUAAGCAGCAAACCGGAACGGGGGUUGCUUCCGGUGCACUCUAUACUAGUAAAUCCAACAACAACAACAAUCAGGGAUCUCUACUACGGCAAGGACUUUCGACGUUACUUUCGCCCACGAGUGCUGUUCCGGCAACAUCGCAACCAGGACAAUCUCUACCCGAAAUCGUCACAUCUACCAAGGCCUCGCCAGCGCUGUUGGGUGGUCCCAAUGGUGCAAGUCUGAACAGUAGCAGCAUGAAUAGUAGCAGCAAUAGUGGUAAUUUGAUCAAUCUUAACGGACCAAACGAUACGACGAGUGCGGUGACUCCGGAUCAUAGUCGGCAGACUUCGCCGAACAAAUUGGAUAACAAAGCGAACGAGAGUGCGAGUCCGAAUGGUUCUAACAAUUCAAAGACGGAUACGGAUAAAAAGAAGAAGGGCAAGAAUAAGGAAGUACUGAUCGAAGGAGUUCUAUUCCGGGCCCGAUACCUGGGAUCAACCCAGCUGGUGUGCGAAGGUCAACCGACUAAAUCGACACGCAUGAUGCAGGCAGAAGAAGCAGUGUCCAGAAUAAAGGCCUUGUCCCCAGACGGUGAACCUCAGCCCAGCACCGAAGUUGAUCUGUUUAUAUCAACCGAAAAAAUCAUGGUACUGAACACGGACCUGAAGGAGAUCAUGAUGGAUCAUGCACUUCGUACCAUCUCCUACAUUGCGGACAUUGGCGACCUGGUGGUGCUGAUGGCGCGACGACGAUUCGUACCUCACGAUGUGGACUCCGGUGAUUCCGGUGGAGGCGGGAAUACAACUCAAACUGGCGGCAAUCAGCAGCUGGGAUCGAAUCAAACGGGAACAACACCGCCGCAGAAGAGUGCCACGGGUCCGAAGGGGAACCGAACGCCGAAGAUGAUUUGUCACGUGUUCGAAAGCGAAGAGGCACAAUUUAUUGCUCAAUCGAUUGGACAAGCUUUCCAGGUGGCCUACAUGGAGUUUUUGAAGGCGAAUGGAAUUGAGGAUCAUAGUUUUAUGAAGGAGAUGGACUAUCAAGAAGUCCUUAACAGUCAGGAAAUUUUCGGUGAUGAACUGGAGAUUUUCGCCAAGAAGGAACUUCAAAAGGAGGUUGUGGUUCCUAAAGCAAAGGGGGAAAUUCUAGGAGUGGUUAUAGUGGAAUCCGGCUGGGGAUCGAUGCUUCCGACUGUUGUUAUAGCUAAUCUGGCCUCGUCCGGAGCAGCGGCUCGAUGUGGUCAGCUGAAUAUUGGUGAUCAAAUCAUUGCCAUUAACGGGCUCAGUUUAGUAGGGCUACCUCUCUCGACCUGCCAGAGCUACAUCAAGAACACAAAGAAUCAGACGGUGGUCAAGUUUACGGUUGUUCCCUGCGCACCGGUUGUGGAGGUUAAAAUUAAGCGACCUAACACAAAAUAUCAGCUUGGCUUCAGCGUUCAAAAUGGAGUGAUUUGUAGUUUACUUCGCGGUGGAAUUGCCGAACGAGGUGGCGUUCGAGUGGGACAUCGGAUUAUCGAAAUCAACAACCAAAGCGUUGUUGCCGUUCCCCAUGAGAAGAUUGUGAAUCUACUAGCAACGUCGGUUGGAGAGAUUCUGAUGAAAACUAUGCCGACGUCUAUGUUCCGUUUGUUGACUGGUCAGGAGAAUCCUGUGUACAUCUAAGACAGUAUUCCACACAAAAAAAAACUCUAGCAUACUAUAUCAGCUUAUGUUUCUUGUCAUGUAACAAACUCAAACGUUCUUUCGCUACAAUUAUCUACACACAAGCUACUGAAUUAUAACUACAGAACCGUCAAGUCCUACUAUUCGACUGUGAAAUGCUAUACUGAAGCAAAGAGCGAGUAAAAUGUGAAUUCGUUCUAACAGAUAAGAGUAAAUUAAACUUAUAAUGGAAUUUAUUCACGCCUUGGCCUUGCAGUUGUAAAUGAUAAAACAAAACAAAAAAUCACAAUGAGCACAAGAUAAGCGUUUCACUGCAAUUGAUAUUGACUAAGAGCAUGGCUUUUGUAACGGAAUAUAUAGAUAUCAAUGCAUCCAAAAUGAGAACACUACGGAAUGUAACGCAACACGCUAUAACCAAAGAAAUGUAUUGGCGGGAGGCAAUGUUAAACGAGUCCCGCAAAAUUUGAGAACAAAAAUACAAAAGUAACGCAAAAUACAAUAUAUUUUUUGACGGUGUUUAACGAUAAGCUAAACGGAACUAUGGAGCACGCGAAAAAUUGCGGGAGGCUUAAGUCUGUAACAUUGACGACUAAACGCUAACGACGCCGGUUCACUGAUUUAACGUCAUAUUUAGGGAAUGUCUAAGCCAGUAUUUAUUCAAUCUUAGUCACAUGCGUACUUUAGUCUAGACAGUGGUAUUAACAUCUAGGUUAAACAUCCCAAAUUUGACGUAGUAAACAAGCUUCUCCGCCAUACACCAAAACGUUUCUUUCUCUAUAUAAAUAGUUGACAGAGUCCUGUAAUAUUUUUCUAAGUGAUUUGAAUCGCUCCAUCCAUCUUCGUUCGUAAUAACUGGAGAAGCAACAGUGGAAAUGUAGCUACGAACAGACAUCCGUUGAUGAAAAAAGUAGUCAGUUUGUAAUUGUAUAUUGACUUUACACUGUUACGGUUCAGAGAAGCAGAAUAAAAUUGAAGCUUUUUAUAUAUGUAUAGGUUAUGAUAAUAUACACAGUAAUAUGUAGAUAGGUUUGCUGAAUCCAGAUACUGAAUAGCCAAACAUGAUUGGACCGUCCCUAGAAUGCGAUCAGAGUGUUACUACACUCCGAGAGCCAUCUUUUUCAAGUACAUAGAAGGAAUCGAGCUAGAAUCAAAAUGACAGGUAUUAUUCCCCAGUUGAUUUUUUUCUUCUUCAAAUAAAAUAGACCAGUAACAAUAUUGUUUGGUAGACAUAUCAGCUCAAUAUUCCACUGUUCCGUUAUACGACACCAAUUAGCACUUGUUUUAUACUAAUCAAAUAUACAUAUAUUAAUUAAAAAUAAAUCUCCGGAAUGUGAAAUAGACUUGAGCAUAAGUUUCCGAACCGAGACAAACAUUGGAUCAGUGAAUGGUAUAAACCUUUGAGACAACAAACGCUAUUUACUACCCUUUAAAAGAACACAAGCUUUGCCUGAUAAUCAACUAAGCUAAACAUAGCUGCUAUUUGUACUUGCACCUGAGUAAAACAGAUAGAAUGCUUUUUUUGCGUUUCCAUGCAUAAAUGUCAAUGUGAGAGUGUGUUUCAUUUAACCACCAUUGAAUGAUCUAAAUGUCCUUCUCUGUAAGCCUUUUAUUUCAACCUAGAAGAAGAGCCGCAUUGUAAUGUUCGACAGAUUUCCGCGCAAACACGUACUAGAGGUAAUUUUGUAAACAAAUUAGCAUUAAAAGCAUGCAACAUUGAAAGAUCGUCCUUCAUAUAGAAAACAUAAAUGAAUAAUAGAAACAGAAACCCUUAACCAAACAAAAAAAAAGAAUGCACUUUUUAUGCGCCACUCACCCGCCCGCCAUAGGAUCAAUGACAGCCAGUAAUAAUUCCCUAAACAAACUCUAGUCGAUAGUAAUGCAUAGUUUAUCAAGUAUUUAUUCCAGUAACGAGCAAGAAGAAAGUAAACACAAAUUAAACUAGUCUGCUAAUAUGAAAAAAAAACAUAUUUACAAUACAUUCGGAGCGUGUGAAACCAACAACAGAAUCGGAGCGAUAUUUUGAGUAAAGUACUACAAAAAGCUACUGAAAAUGGCCCAAAGACACCUACCCCGAUGGUGAAAGGUGACAAUGACAGUGAAAAACGGAACGAGCAAAUAUCUGCUGCUCUAAUGACAUAUGGAUACCAGCGGUAGCAGCGGAACAAGAUACAUUAACACACGCCACUCAAGCGGAUGUUUGACGCUGCAUAACAAAGACAAAACAGCCGGUCGUGGUAGAUCAAGGCACCUUAAUGUAAUAACUGCUAAUUGAACUAUAACAACUACUAUGGAAAAUGUAUAUUUAUUCCAAAGCAAAACAAACAAAUAUAUAAAAUUUUGUGAUGUAAAAUUCUCAA